GUACCAGCCACCUCUCUCUCUCUCUCUCUCUCUCUCUCUCUCUCUCUCUCUCUCUCUCUCCUUGCACAGGACAGAGGGCACUAGAACCAUGGCCGCUCCGAAGAAGACGAUGAGAGCCCUGCAGUACGACAAGUAUGGCGGAGGAGCAGAAGGCCUCAAGCAUGUGGAGGUGCCGGUCCCGUCGCCGAAGAAGGGGGAGGUGCUGCUCAAGCUGGAGGCGGCCAGCAUCAACCCUAUCGACUGGAAAAUUCAGAAGGGCAUGGUCCGGCCCUUCCUUCCCAGGAAGUUCCCCUUCGUACCAGUCCCAUCGAGUCCUCGAACUCUAGCUGGAUUGGACUCGCGGCCCAUCUGGCCGCGCCUCGCCCGCCCAGGCCCAAAUCGGUUCAAGAGACAGGAACAACACCGGACCGGACGGACAGCCGCCGCCACCGCGUUCUCACACGCCGUCGGCCAUGUCGCAGCGGCCGCGGCCGGAGGCGGGUUCUACGGCGGAGGGAGACGAGGAGCAGCGGCUUCGGGCGGCGCUGCGUCACCUGCAGGCGGAGGCGGGGGUGCUCGAGCGCCUGGUGUACAAGCACCGGAACCAGCACCGCGGCGCCGCCUACUUUCAGUACCUCCUCAAGGUGAGCGCCGCAUCUCCACAUCCUCCCGGAUAACCCCCAUCUCGGCUGGCGAGUCGCUCGGUGAUGACACGAGUCCACGUGUGUCUGUGCGCGCAGGUGAGGAGGGACCUGAAGCUGCUGCUUGGCGCCGGGCUCGCCGAGGUCCUCAACGCCGUGUUCCCCGUCCUCGCAUGCCGCAAGCCGGCCAACACGGUCCUCGUCCCGACCAAACUAAGAAGAAACCUGGUGCAAACCACAGCCAUCAUGAGAGGCUUUUGGGUGUUGCCCGCUUGUUAUCCCAGAUGGCUGAACCUAUUAUGAAGGCAGCAAUUCAGAUAACAUUUUUACUUACUAGAUCAUUCUUCAUUGAUCUUUGUACAGCAGUGCUUUCUUUGCUUGCACGAAUAAGGGUCCUGGUCCAACAGAUGUUACUUGAUGUUGUAUCAUUAUAUAAUAAGGUUACAGAUCUUACUGAUAGGAAGCAGGCUGUUAAGAUUAGCAUUGGUGGAGUGCAGGCUUUCAGAGAGUACUACCCCUCUAUGAAUGAUGCCUGCACAAUUCUGGAUUGUGUAUGGGUGAAAGAUAAAUUUGUUUUGCAUGAAAAGAUGAAAGGUAGCUGUCAGGAAACCCAAGUUGAGGAUCAGAAGUCCUUUGGUCCUGAAUCUUCAAUCCAGUAUGAGACGCUUGCACUCAUUAGUGAAGAUACACCAAACUUUGAAGAAACAAACCAGACAGCCAAACAGGCAGGUGCUGCUGCGGCUGAGCAACCAGAUAAAAUGAACCAUUGCAGUGAUGCUGGAGGUUCUCAAAGUGGGAGGCAACUGGAAAAUGAAAGUGGUGCAUGUUCAGUUCCUGACACCCUUAGUACUCGUAUACAUUCAGUUCCACACCUGAACCUCAAGCAUGAGACUAGGAAGAGAGUAGCGUUCGUUGCUGUUGAAAAUCCAAAGGUUCUUGGUGCAGCCUCAGAAACAAAAUCAUCAGAAGUAAACAAGAAGCAAAGACUAGACAUGAUUUCACAGACCUCUGUAGAAUCUGGACUCUAGAGCAAAUUGCUGAUUCUGAGUACGCAGAAAAGUCCAUCCUUUAAUGUGUGUGGAAAUUCCCUCUUCUUCAUCAAGGGGAAGAACAACGGCUACGAAAAUGAUAAUGCAGCUUCAAGAUACAGCAAAACCUGAAA
Panicum hallii is the source of this 1782-nucleotide messenger RNA. RefSeq lists its product as uncharacterized. The coding region runs from base 89 to 1648 and encodes 519 amino acids. NCBI's taxonomy places the organism in Eukaryota, Viridiplantae, Streptophyta, Magnoliopsida, Poales, Poaceae. The record is from RefSeq and is a predicted model, not a curated record. The transcript has 9 exons.